This is a messenger RNA of Microplitis mediator, 894 nucleotides long. Its product is annotated as circumsporozoite protein-like. Lineage: Eukaryota; Metazoa; Arthropoda; Insecta; Hymenoptera; Braconidae. The coding region runs from base 1 to 894 and encodes 297 amino acids. The record is from RefSeq and is a predicted model, not a curated record. The transcript is spliced from 2 exons.
AUGGGUGAACAUGCUGGCAAUCUCGCUGACAGUCUCGCAAGAGAACACACUGACGGUAUCGCUAGUGAUCGCGCUGACGGUCUUGCUGGAAGUCGUGCUGACAGUCUCGCUGGUCUUCUUGCUGGAGAUCGUGCUGAUGGUAUUGCUACCAGUCUCGCUGGUAAUUUUGCGGGUGAUCGCGCUGACAGUCUUGCCGGAGAUCUCGCUGGUCGUCUUGCUCGAGGUCGCGCUGAGGGUCGUGCUGAUAAUAUUGCAGGAGGUUUUGAUGGAAGUGUUGCUGACGGUCUUUUUGAAUGUUUUGUUGACGAUCUUGUUGAAAGUCUUGCCGAUGGUCUCGCUGGUCGUCUUGCUAGAGUUCACGCUGAUGGUCUUAAUGAUAGUUUUGCAGGAGGUCUUACUGGAAGUUUUGCUGAAGGUCUUGCUGGUCUUCUUACUGGAGAUCGUGCUGAUGGUUUUACUGAUAAUUUCGCAGAAGGUCUUACUGAAAGUUUUGCUGACGGUCUUGCUGGAAGUCUUGCUGACGGUCUCACUGGUCUUCUUGCUGGAGAUCACGCUGACGGUAUUGCUGGAAGUCUUGCUGACGGUCCCGCUGGUCUUCUUGCUGGUGAUCACGCUGACGGUCUUGCCGGAGAUCUCGCUGGUCAUCUUGCUGGAGUUCACGUUGAUGGUCGUGAUAAUAGUUUUACAGAAGGUCUUGCUGGAAGCUUUGCUGACGGUCUUGUUGAAAGUCUUGCUGACGGUCUCGCUGGUCGUCUUGCUGGAGUUCACGCUGAUGGUCUUAAUGAUAGUUUUGCAGGAGGUCUUACUGGAAGUUUUGCUGACGGUCUCACUGGAGAUCUCGCUUUUCGUCUUGCUGGAGAUCGCGCUGAUAGUAUCGCUGGUCGUCUUGCUUGA